Rhineura floridana is the source of this 2120-nucleotide messenger RNA. RefSeq names its product nucleobindin 1 (gene NUCB1). The record is from RefSeq and is a predicted model, not a curated record. Lineage: Eukaryota; Metazoa; Chordata; Lepidosauria; Squamata; Rhineuridae. The transcript is spliced from 13 exons. Gene Ontology annotation, molecular function: calcium ion binding. Gene Ontology annotation, cellular component: endoplasmic reticulum-Golgi intermediate compartment; extracellular exosome. The coding region runs from base 95 to 1492 and encodes 465 amino acids.
GAGGGGCAUGACGCAGCAUGCAGCGCCGGACGUGAUGAAGUGAAAGUGGCGUAGCGGGCAAGUCCGAGAUUGGAUAAGAGAGGCGUGGCUGGUUAUGCAGGCAAAGAAGGCGAUGCAUCUAACGUGGCUCAUGAGCGCUGCCCUUGUAGGGCUGGCAACCUGUGUGCCUAUUGAACGCCCCAAGGAGAAGCAAGAAGUGGAGACUCCCCCAGAGCCACCAGACACAGGCCUGUAUUAUCACCGCUACCUCCAAGAAGUGAUCAACGUAUUGGAAACGGAUGGACACUUCCGGGAAAAGCUCCAAGCGGCCAAUGCUGAGGACAUCAAGAGUGGAAAACUCAGCAAAGAGCUGGACUUUGUCAGCCACCAUGUCCGCACCAAACUUGAUGAACUGAAGCGUCAGGAGGUAUCCCGGCUCCGGAUGCUUCUGAAGGCCAAGAUGGAUGCAACCAUGGAACAAAAUGUACAGCUCGAUCACCUGGCCAUGCUGAAGCAGUUCGAGCACCUAGACCCUCAAAACCAGCAUACGUUUGAAGCCCGGGACUUGGAGUUGCUUAUUCAAGCUGCAACUAAGGACCUGGAGAACUACGAUGCUGCUCACCACGAGGAGUUCAAGCGUUACGAGAUGAUGAAGGAGCAUGAGCGCCGGGAGUACUUGAAAUCUCUGGAUGAGGAGAAGCGUCGAGAGGAGGAGGCACAUUUUGAGGAGCUCAAGAAGAAGCACAAGGAGCACCCCAAGGUCAACGUCCCGGGCAGCCGCGAUCAACUCAAGGAGGUCUGGCAGGAGACUGACGGCUUGGAUCCCAAUGAGUUCAACCCUAAGACUUUCUUCAAAUUACACGACACAAAUAGUGAUGGAGUUCUAGAUGAGCAGGAGUUAGAGGCUCUCUUCACCAAGGAGCUGGAGAAAGUCUACGACCCCCGUAACGAAGAGGAUGACAUGUUAGAAAUGGAAGAGGAGCGGCUGCGCAUGCGGGAACAUGUCAUGAAAAAUGUUGAUCUGAACAAGGACCGUCUGGUGACCCUGGAUGAGUUCCUCAAAUCCACGCAGAAGAAAGAAUUUAAUGAAGUGAAUGGAUGGGAGACUGUAGAAGAACUACAGAUCUACUCAGAAGCAGAGCUCCAGCGCUUUGAGGCAGAGCUGGCGGCCCAGCAGGAGGAGUUAGGCCGGCAAGCAGAGCAGCUCCGCCAGCAGCAUCAAGAACUUCAACAGCGGCAGGUGGAGCUCAAUGCUCAAAAGAAGGAAUUUCAGCAGGUUGUGCUCCAAAUGGAACAGAGAAAAGCCCAACAGCAGCCUGAGCAGCCACCCCAAGUCGGACCUGGGGGUGAGCUGAGAUUUCAAGCCCAACCACCUCAUGCAGCCCCAGGAGACCAGGCACCUCCUCCACCUGACUCUCAUCCUGGAGCCCCCGCAGUGCUGGAACAUGAUCCCCAGCAGAAACAAGUGGAACCUCUCCAGAACCAGCACUAUCCUGCAGAUCCAGAACACUGAUGGGUUGGGGUUUGGUUGGGUGGGUUAAGGGUUACAUUUUCAUCUUCUCUCUCCCCUGCCCCCAGUACUUGGGGCACCUGAAUCCAAGCUUUCCCCAGGAUUGUGGGCAAAGGGGGCAGGCAGGAAAAUUUCUUCUAUUGCAGAGAACAGUAGGAGGAGUCUUAAUGGAAGUCCCACCCCUAAACCUCUCUCUACCCAUUCCUCUUCCAGUUGUGAGAGAGAAAAGAAUUAUGGGAGAUGUGUAUUUUAAAAAACAAAACAAAACCCUGCUCUUUUUUAUUGAUCAGGGUUCUCUGCUUCUCUCCAGCCCAAAUGAGCCUCUGAGAGAGCCCUUAGGGGCUCUAAGGAGGGAGGGAGAUGGAGGUGUGUUUGCCAUUUAAGAAGAACAGAGGGAGGGAGAAGAAAUGAAGCGAGAGAUGAGCACCAUACCCACAUUGGUUGUCUGUGGUAAUUCUUUCUUAGGCUCCUGGAUGCAUAUGAGAAAAUAAACAGGGUCUCCCACUAACUUCAGUAUUGUACUCUCUGCCCCCGUUCCAAAACGUUGUUCCUUUAUAAUGGGAUUGCAGUAUUGCACCUUUUUUAAAAAUAAUUUGGGUCCUUCUAUUUAAUAAAGCUGUUGAACACCUUG